Synchytrium microbalum is the source of this 2454-nucleotide messenger RNA. RefSeq lists its product as uncharacterized. The transcript is spliced from 9 exons. The record is from RefSeq and is a predicted model, not a curated record. The coding region runs from base 1 to 2454 and encodes 817 amino acids. Gene Ontology annotation, biological process: phosphorylation; phosphorelay signal transduction system. NCBI's taxonomy places the organism in Eukaryota, Fungi, Chytridiomycota, Chytridiomycetes, Synchytriales, Synchytriaceae. Gene Ontology annotation, molecular function: phosphorelay sensor kinase activity.
AUGACCGGCUGUCUCAUUACAGCAUAUGUGCAACGAUGGGCUCGGAAUGCAUAUUCCUAUGCAAUCCUGGAAGUGUCAGUAUGGUUGUUCAAUGCCUUUGGAAAGAUGAUAAUAGAUAGUUCGAAUUUCACUGCAAUAGCAACAUACUCUUUUGGAGAAUUCUUUGUCGCCAACGCUAUGGCAUUCUCUUUGAUCGCACUAUGGUCACGGGCACGAAGAAAGUCAGGACUAUCCCUUGAUCAACCACUCUUGUUGGACGAGAUUCAUCUGGUCAUGCCGUUUAUUGUGCUGUCCCUCUUGCUAUCCGCUCUAGUUGCUGUAGUCAGGUCUUAUCCAUCAGGCUUGGGGCUUUCGGGAUUUCUCGACUGGUUUGCUAGUCAGAGUGUUGGUCUUGUCGUCACGCUUCCGGCUGUGCUGCUAGUCUCCCAAACUGAUUGGAGGCACCGCUCGAAUUUCACCUGGACUAGGAUGUUGAUAGCCACUAUUCUCACUGUCGCGGUCAUUACUAUUCCGAUAGCUGUUUCGUUUGUGUAUGAGACACCGCUAUUAACUGUUCGUCCCGCUACAUUCAAAGUAUUUUGGGCUGUUUUAUUUACAGUCCCUGUUUUGGCUCUUAGUGGCGUCCUGCUUGGCACUACCGGUCUUGCACUUCAUUUGUUACUGUUUUCGAUUGCAACUCCCAUGAUACGUUUCUUGCCAGGCGACUUUGAGUACGACGAUCAUCUGCUGGCAAUGAUGAUUCUUCUCAUCGACCUGAGCAUGAUACCGUUUUUCGUUUUGUUAGCGGACAGGAAUCGCUUCCUUGGAUCAGUUGAAAAACAAGUGCAGGAACGAACAAUAGAGUUAGUGAAGGCAAACCAAGAGAAAACCGAAUUUAUGAGUUUCCUUUGCCACGAACUACGCAACCCAUUACAUGUUGUACUCUCCAUGGCGGAUAUGACCAUGACAGAGAACCCAAAUAACGAAUAUGCCAAAGCUUCAAUUACGGCCGCACGAUAUAUGGCGGAUUUAUGCAACGAUGUGCUUGAUGCUACAAAACUGAAAAGUGGCAAGACUUCUAUUGAGCCACAUUGGGGGGAUCUGGCUACCAUGCUAAACGAGCAGUGUCAUUCAUUCGCAUUGCAUGCUGCAACCCUUGGAAUCAAUUUGGAGUAUCACUGCGAUGCGACUGUACCAGAUAAGCUCUAUACUGACAAUCUACGGUGGAGGCAGUGCCUCACGAAUCUACUCGCUAAUGCGUGUCGAUUUACUAAGUCGGGCGGCAGGGUAGAUGUUUCGCUAUAUUUGAUCAAAGACGGUACAAUACCUCUAGAUCACGUACGACUAAGAUGCGAGGUGGCGGACACAGGAAUCGGAAUAGAUCCAUCACAUAUACCGACACUCUUUGCUCCAUUCAGUAUUGCCAGUCAACAAACAACACGCGAAUAUCAAGGAUCAGGGUUAGGUUUGUCGUUGAGUGCUAUGCUCGUCGAACUUAUGGGCGGUAAACUACAAGUUGAAAGUCAACCUGGCCACGGCACUAGAUUCUGGUUUGAACUCAUUGUCCGAAGAGAAACAUCAUCGCAAACUCCACACACGAGCAUUGGUAUGGAAGGGAUGGAUCUUGGUACACCCCGUGUUGCCAUGAUAGAAAUGAAUUCUGUUUCAGGCCAUCAUUGCAAUCACACAGCAGGCACGUGCCACUGCCAUCAAGCAUCUGGCACCAGUGUUUGCACCCAUCAUACGUCUAGCACAGGGGCUUGUGGGGUUCAUAGGCUGGCCAUCUUGCCCAAGUCACAGAAUAAUUCGAGAGAGGGUCUAGCUGAUGAUGACACCAUAGUAGAUAUCCACCCAGUGAAACGAACCAAUUCAGAGCCCACUGCAGUGGUUCCUUUCACGACAACAAAACAACCUGAUCAGCCCACCAUGUCACAAACAUCACCACUAGGCCUUAUGAUGAGCAAUGACAUAGGUACACAUAUGCGAGGCAGGGACCGCAAUGAAAGUAAUAGUUUUGUCAUGUCUGAUCAAGUGGCAGACAAUGUGCCGGCAACAAUACCAAACGACUUUACUCAAGAGAUAACACCCACGCAGCCGGAAUCCAAUACCUUUGAACACAUAAUUGGUGCUCUUGUAGUUGACGACUCAGAUGUAAAUCGAGCACUUCUGAAACGUAUGCUGAAUCGUUUAAAGCCUGAUAUGGAGUUGCAUAUGGCGAAUGAUGGGCAAGAGGCUAUUGACCUUGCAGAGCAACACAAGUACCGAAUAAUAUUUAUGGAUUUGCAAAUGCCAAGAGUUGAUGGCUGGCAAGCCAUCUCGCACAUCCGGAAAGCAGGUCUGAAUAUCGAUACGCCUAUCGUCAUCACUUCAGCCAAUACUGUAUUGGUUGAAGAAGACACCAUCAGGCAAUGCGGUGUCUUGCCGAAACCAUUUCUUGUAAAGGACUUGAAGUCUGCUCUCGAUAAGUAUAUAUAG